This is a messenger RNA of Nerophis lumbriciformis (worm pipefish), 1977 nucleotides long. The record is from RefSeq and is a predicted model, not a curated record. NCBI's taxonomy places the organism in Eukaryota, Metazoa, Chordata, Actinopteri, Syngnathiformes, Syngnathidae.
AUGGAUACAUUCAAUGUGUGUCAAACCUUGUUCUCACAGUAUGCCAGCGUGGUGGAAGAUGGGGAGCAUUACAUGACUCCUAAAGACUUCGUGCAGAUUUACCUGGGUCUGCAAACACAGCCACAACAUAACCCCAAAACUGUGGGCUUGAUAGCAGGUGUGGUUGACACCACCAAAGAUGGGUUGAUCUCAUUCCAGGAGUUUCUGGCCUUUGAGUCAGUCCUGUGCGCUCCAGAUGCCCUAUUCAUAGUUGCCUUUCAGCUGUUCGACAAGACAGGCACAGGAAACGUUUCAUUUGAGAAUGUACGUGACAUCUUCAGCCAGACCACAAUCCAUCAUCACAUUCCUUUCAACUGGGACUGUGAGUUCAUCAGGCUUCACUUCGGCCAUGACAGAAGCAAGAACCUCAGCUACACAGAAUUCACCCAGUUUCUGCAGGAGCUGCAGCUGGAGCAUGCCCGCCAGGCUUUUGCCCAAAAAGACAAAGAGAAAAGUGGCACCAUCACGGCCUUGGACUUCAGUGACAUCAUGGCCACCAUCAGGCACCAUAUGUUGACUCCAUUUGUAGAGGAGAAUCUGGUUUCUGCUGCUGGAGGAAGCACCUCCCACAUGGUGAGCUUCUCCUACUUCAACGCCUUUAACGCCCUCCUCAACAACAUGGAAAUGAUUCGAAAGAUUUACAGCACCGUAGCCAGCACAUUUAAAGACACGCUGGUCACCAAAGAAGAAUUUGUCCAUGCUGCCAAUAAGUUUGGUCAAAUCACACCAAUGGAAAUCGACAUUCUCUACCAACUUGCUGGUCUCCACACUCACUCGGGGCGGCUCAACCAAAGUGACAUCGACAGGAUAGCCCCGUUGGAGGAAGGAGACAUGCCUUACUACCUUGCCGAGGCACCAAGACAGUACACUCACGAAUCGUCCCAGCCCGUCUGGCUCCAGGUUGCGGAGUCUGCCUACAGAUUCACUCUGGGCUCAAUUGCUGGAGCCACGGGUGCCACAGCUGUGUAUCCUAUCGAUCUGGUCAAGACUCGCAUGCAGAACCAGCGGUCUACGGGCUCAUUAGUGGGCGAGCUAAUGUACAAGAACAGCUUCGACUGUGCUAAAAAAGUCCUGCGCUAUGAGGGUGUCUUUGGCUUCUACAGAGGUCUCCUCCCACAGAUCAUUGGUGUGGCCCCGGAAAAAGCCAUCAAACUCACGACGAAUGAUUUCGUCCGAGACAAGUUCACCAGACAAGAUGGUUCCAUCCCUCUGGCUGCUGAAAUCUUAGCUGGUGGAUGUGCUGGAGGCUCCCAGGUAAUUUUCACCAAUCCUCUGGAGAUUGUGAAGAUCCGCCUGCAGGUGGCCGGAGAAAUCACCACGGGCCCCAGGGUCAGCGCCCUCAACGUUGUACGAGAAUUGGGCUUCUUUGGCCUUUACAAGGGAGCUAAAGCCUGCUUCCUGAGGGACAUCCCCUUCUCCUCCAUUUACUUCACCGCUUAUGCACACACCAAAGAGAUGCUUGCAGAUGAGAAUGGGAAAGUGGGGGCACUUCAGCUGCUCACUGCCGGAGCAGUUGCAGGCAUCCCGGCAGCGUCGCUGGUGACCCCCGCUGAUGUCAUCAAGACGAGACUGCAGGUGGCGGCCAGAGCAGGCCAGACCACGUACAACGGAGUCAUCGACUGUUUCAGGAAGAUCCUCAAGGAGGAAGGCUUUAGGGCCUUCUGGAAGGGUACCGGAGCUAGAGUCUUCCGAUCAUCACCACAGUUUGGUGUGACCUUGUUGACCUAUGAAUUACUACAGAGAUGGUUUCACAUCGACUUUGGCACUCAUCAUCCGUCGGGAUCGCAGCCCAUUCCCAGUCCCAAAUCGAGGGACCUCCCUCCCGCCAGCCCUGACCACGUCGGUGGAUACCGUCUGGCGGCCGCCACAUUUGCAGGCGUGGAGAGAAAGUUUGGCCUUCAACUUCCGAUAUUUGAAGGUGCUGUCGGCAAAGCCUAA